AUGACUCCUGACAUUCCAGUUAUUCAGUCAUCAUGGUACAGCAUUAUAUGGGACUCUGGGGAUCGCCUAUCCCCUACCCCCAAACCCCUCUCGAACUCUGCCAUAGUGUUCUUGGGUAAUGGGGUUUUUGGACUAUUUCUUUUCUUCAGAAAACCAUCAGUCGAGGAGCAGAAGAUCCUGAUUCCCAGUGCCAGUAUGAAUGGCAUCAGACACCGGAAUAAAGGAUCGUUUGGUAGCAAUAUCAGUGGCUCUGUCAUUAGUUUAUUUACUGGUAGAUCUAAUACUCAAAAAUCAUUCUACGAUUCGAGACAAUCACUAUAUUCCAACACUGGACAGGACAAGCUGUUACUUCCACAGACUAACGGUGGUCCAGGGUACUUUAAGCUCCCGUCCAACUCAAUACCCAACACAGAAAUUCCAGUACGCAGAGCUUCUUUUGACAUAUCUGAUUCUCAGGACCUGGAGCUUCAGAGGGAGCGGGCCAAUACAGAUCACAGCGAUAGAGAUAUACCAGUCGUUACCACAGAACGAGAGAGGAAGUUCUCCACGCCUUUUAAUUUUACAUUCUUUAGAAAGGAGAGAGAUGACAAACCAGAUUCUUCAGCUUCUAAACCUUCGAGAUUCCAAGUGGAGCCAGUAACAAAUGAUCCAGAUCAGGAUUUUGUGGCACCAAAAACACGGCGGUCAGGACAGAUCAUGUGUCAGCUAGAAAAAUAUAACAUGAAACAUAAUAUCUCCCGACCACCAGUGUUGUCUGCUAUAGAAGAAGGGGGGACAAUCCAUAGCAUCAGACAACUACCAUUAUCUGGUGAUAAUAGUGACUUAUCAGAUCCUUUUGACGAUCCUCAUUUACUACAGAGACAAAGGUCGACAGAUACCAACCGAUCAAUCAGCUCAUGGGAAGACGAAGACAUAUUAGAUGAACCUUAUUCACCAUAUGCUAAUAAUAGAAUUAUACCGGAAAUUAUUAUAGAGGAAUGCAAAUAGAACACAUUAGUAUACACAAAAUAUAUCAAAUGACAUUAUUAGCUAUGUGGACUCACUAAAAUUGUGUCAAUUGUCUUAACUUAAUAACAAUAAAUAUCAACUAUGUGAACUCUCUGAAACGCAUGCCAAUUUGUCUGUUAAGUUGUGUGCGUUACCUACUAUCAAAUGAUCGCCAUUAUAAUGUAAACUCUCUGAAAGAUGUCUUACCUAGAAGAGUAUACAUCAGUAUACAUACAUGUAUACCAAAUGGCAUAAUAAACUAUGUGGACUCUCUGAAAGACAUGCCGAGUUGUGUAUGUUACCUUGCUAACAAAUGAACGCCAGAACAAUGUAAACUAAAUGCCAAAUGACUUAAUAAACUAAGUGGUCUCUCUG
Lottia gigantea (owl limpet) is the source of this 1362-nucleotide messenger RNA. RefSeq lists its product as hypothetical. NCBI's taxonomy places the organism in Eukaryota, Metazoa, Mollusca, Gastropoda, Lottiidae. The transcript is spliced from 4 exons. Bases 1 to 987 code for a protein of 328 amino acids. The record is from RefSeq and is a predicted model, not a curated record.